AUGAACUUUUACAAGGAAUGUGCUGGAGUGCUGGCUCGGAUGGAGGAGAAAAAGGGCUCCAUCAACAGCUUGCUGUCCGAUCUUCAAGAAAAGGACCGCAAACGAGCUGCUGCCCUAGUUAUAGAGACAAUCAAGUUCAUUCAGGCGGCCGGUCUCUUACAACAGGAAAAGAAGAAUCUAAGGGACAGAAACCUCGUUCUACUUCUUGUUCACGACCUGCUACUAGCAAAAGGUAUUCAAGCCGGCGAUGGACCCAUCAAGCAAGCAGUCAUGAAGCAUAAGACGAGGCUCAAUGCCGAGCUCGUGAAAGUAAAGAUAAAGAAAGGUGCAACGAAAGUAGUCGAUUUGGUUCAAAGUACUGCUCUGAAUCUGGAUAGCCGACGAUGGAUUCGUGUCAAUACUCUGCGUGCAUCGGAAGAGGAGGUCUUAGGGGCCUUACAGAAGGAAGGGCGCGGUUCCAUUCAAUUCUGGAAGGACUCGCACAUUCCACAUUUGCUCUCGUUCUCACCGGACAUCCGACUGCAAGACUCUGAAUUAUUUCGGAGCGGAAAAAUUAUAUUGCAAGACAAGGCCUCCUGUUUUCCAGCAUUCGUGCUAAAUCCACCGUCGAGCAAGGAGGCCCAUGUCAUUGACGCGACUGCUGCACCUGGCAAUAAGACCUCUCACCUGAG
This is a messenger RNA of Acaulospora colombiana, 671 nucleotides long. The record is from the annotation of a GenBank genome assembly. Lineage: Eukaryota; Fungi; Glomeromycota; Glomeromycetes; Diversisporales; Acaulosporaceae.